GUUCUGCCUUUCAAGUGAGUCAGACACACACACGCACACUUGGCGAGCGACAGGUGGAACCUGCCCGUCCGGUACGGUCAGGGCCACUUCCCGGUGCAGCCAUAAGAGAAAGGUGGCAAAGCGAGUCGCGCUCAGUGACCCGACCUCGCCUAAUACGCCCACACACUCGCCGACGUCGAAGAUGGACAAAAUGGCAGAGAUGAUUGGAGAUCAAGUGGGGGACAUCGUGGGGGGCAUGGUGAAGAACGCACUCGGGGUCAAAGGCACAAGCAAGGACAAAGGAGGCUUGAGCUCUUUCUUCGGAGGAGACAAGAAAAAUCAGGACGAGAGUGACAAAGGAGGAAUCUUCUCCUUUGGUGACGACAAGAAGAGAGAGAACGACGACGACGACGACAAGGGAAGUUUCUUCUCCAGAUUCCUGGACAGAGAUGACAAUGACAAGAAGGCCAAGCAGUCGGGCUUUGAUGGCUUGUUCAACGAGCUUGAUGGCCCGGAGAGACAGGCAGGAGGCGGGGCCGGAGGAUCGGGGUGCGGAGCUGCCGGGGGAGCACCAGGCGGACCAAGGGGUGGAGCAGGUCUAAGUGAGGGAGAUUUGUUUGGUGAUCUGAUGGAUGUGGCAGAAGAAACAUCCAGAGGAAACUAGAGCAACAGGAAAGAAGUUCUUCCCCCCCAUCCUUCCCUCUUCCCAUCCGUGGUUCCUGCCCAGCAUCUUGUGCUCAUCCUGAUUUUCACCAAAUCAAGCUAGCGUCUCGAGUCAGUGAUCUGUUUUAGCGUACGUGGCAUUACUUUCGUCGACAGGGUCAAGACACGUUUGAACGCCUUGUGGGAAGAAGACAGGAGAGCACAGAUACAGCUAGCUCAGCAAAAAGACACUCUCCACGCUAACUGGUAACUUGGUGUGGCUCAAAAGCGCUCUUUGAGGCUUGGCUCGAAGCCUCCGGCGCAAUACUCAAGCUGUCUUUUGUUAAGAACCUCACACCAUUGCAGAAGCUGUGAUUUGAUUCCAUUUGAUUUGAACGCGGACAAUUAUUCAGUAAGAGGGAGAACUUGAGCCGUUGACAGUUUAGUUUUAAUUUUCCUGUAAACAUGACAGUUGUGUAUACAAAGUGAAAAAGCAAACAUGCAUGUAACCUUUGUGCUUCUUUCCGCUUGGGAUUUGUGAUGUUUAAAAAUGGUGCCAAGCAGCA
Molecule: messenger RNA, 1187 nt
Organism: Syngnathus acus (greater pipefish)
Lineage: Eukaryota; Metazoa; Chordata; Actinopteri; Syngnathiformes; Syngnathidae
Product: calpain clp-1-like
Exons: 3
Coding region: 182-643 (153 amino acids)
Source: RefSeq, a predicted model, not a curated record